Eucalyptus grandis is the source of this 1782-nucleotide messenger RNA. RefSeq names its product molybdate transporter 1-like. NCBI's taxonomy places the organism in Eukaryota, Viridiplantae, Streptophyta, Magnoliopsida, Myrtales, Myrtaceae. The transcript has a single exon. The record is from RefSeq and is a predicted model, not a curated record. The coding region runs from base 215 to 1609 and encodes 464 amino acids. Gene Ontology annotation, biological process: molybdate ion transport. Gene Ontology annotation, molecular function: molybdate ion transmembrane transporter activity.
CCACAACCACCGGCGCGCGUUUAGCCACCCGAACAGCAAAGUCCUCUCUCUCUCUCGCAGAGAUAAAAAGGAGAGACGCUAUUCAUACGAUUCGACCACAGAAACAGAGGACGCAAGCUGCUGCUGCUUGGCUCGCGUCCACACAAGAGCAUCGAAUUCUCUGUGUCUUCACCCGUGCGCGUCGCGCUACGCAGUACAGCACCGAGUCGAAGCCAUGGAGGACGACCCUUCGAACACCAACCAUCCUCAGGCACCCACGAAGUUCAAGUUCACCUCCCCGUCCGGCGUGUUCCAAAAGCUUAGGUCCAACUUGGCCAUCCGCUCGAAAUGGGGUGAGAUCAAUGGAGCCGUGGGCGACUUGGGCACGUACAUCCCCAUAGUCCUGGCCUUGACGCUGGCCAAGGACCUCAACCUCGGCACGACCCUGAUAUUCACUGGCGUCUACAACAUGGUCACCGGCGCCAUAUACGGCGUCCCGAUGCCGGUGCAACCCAUGAAGGCGAUCGCGGCGGCUGGGAUCUCGAGUGCCGACUUCGGCAUCCCGGAGGUCAUGGCGGCUGGGAUUUGCACCGGCGCGAUCUUGGUCUUCCUCGGGGUCACGGGGCUGAUGCAGCUCGUUUAUAGGCUGAUUCCUCUGUCUGUUGUUAGGGGGAUUCAGCUCUCGCAAGGGCUGUCGUUCGCGAUGACUGCUGUGAAGUACAUCAGGAAAGUUCAAGACUUUUCGAAGUCGAAAUCCCCUGGGAAUAGGCACUGGCUUGGGUUGGAUGGCCUGGUGCUGGCCAUUGUUUGUGCUUGUUUCAUUGUGGUCAUCAAUGGUGCCGGUGAAGAGAAUGAAGAGACGGAAAGUUACCGGGAAUCGGGCGACGACAUCGAGGAUCAAAGCUCGACGAGGAAGAGAAAAUGGAAGAAGAUCAUGAGGGCUCUUCCUUCAGCUUUCAUUAUCUUCCUGCUAGGUGUUGUCCUGGCCUUCAUCAGAGAGCCUAAAGUGGUCAGGAGCAUUAAAUUUGGUCCGUCCUCUAUAGCAGUUGUGAAGAUUUCAAGGCAUGCUUGGAAAGAGGGAUUCAUUAAAGGCACAAUUCCCCAACUCCCGUUAUCGAUAUUGAACUCGGUUAUUGCGGUGUGCAAGCUGUCGUACGAUCUCUUCCCCGAGAAGGACUUCUCUACCGCGUCAGUCGCGGUCACGGUAGGACUGAUGAAUCUGGUCGGGUGCUGGUUCGGGGCCAUGCCGUGCUGCCAUGGCGCCGGAGGGCUGGCGGGGCAGUACAAGUUUGGCGGCAGGAGCGGCGGCUGCGUGGCGAUCCUGGGAGCCGCCAAAUUGAUUCUUGGUCUGGUCCUUGGGAGUUCUCUGGUGAAGGUGUUGGAUCAGUUCCCCGUUGGCGUGCUUGGUGUCCUGCUUCUGUUUGCAGGGAUUGAGCUGGCCAUGGCUGCCAGGGACAUGAAUUCGAAGGAGGAGGCUUUCGUGAUGCUGAUCUGCGCAGCGGUUUCCCUAGUUGGAUCGAGCGCAGCGCUCGGGUUUCUUUGUGGGAUGGUGGUUCAUGUGCUACUCAAGUUGAGGAAUUUGAGUAGCUUUCGUUCCUGCUCGACGACAUGGAUGCAAGGAAGGCCUUGAGUUCAUCCGUGCUAGAACAUAUGGAUGCAUAAAACACUUAGAUGUGUAUUAUGUGCUGCAAUACUUGAAUUAAGUACUCGUGUAUAUAAUCUUUCAAGCGUCUGAUUUGAGUGCUUUUCAUCAACUUGUACUUGCUCUUUCACUUUUAUUUCACUUGCUCGUUUUAUCUUUGA